AUGUACCCUUCAUCGUCGUCCUCACCGCGCAAGACCAGCGAAGGCUUCAGUAGCAGUCGCUCCAGCGAAAGAUACGAUUCCCAAAUCGUCUACCGCAUAUGCAGGGCCCGUAUCUUGGCGAAACUCGAUGAGGCUCCUGUGGGAACGCUGCAUGUGCGCAUCUGGCUUACAUGCGGGCUCGGAUUUCUCGCAGCCUCGUAUGAAAACUUUGUCGCCAACUUGAUUCUGCCGCUGCUCUACCACGUUAACUAUCCGACUCUGACCGCACAACCCGGGGAGGAUCCAUACCAACUUCCAUCUGACUUUCCCUCAAGACAUCCCGACUCUGAUGCCUGGAUGAAAGCCUCGAUUCUCUGGGGGAAUCUUGUGGGUCAAAUCUCGUUUGGCUACUUGGCCGAUCGAUAUGGACGCAGGGCUGUCUUCAGCUCCACGAUGAUCAUCAUGAUUGUCUGCACCAUCGGCUCGGCCUUCUCGGCCAGCGCUAUCCGCGGCGCCAACAUCCUCCAGACCCUGGCCGUCUGGCGCUUCUUCCUCGGCAUCGGUAUUGGCGGUGAUUAUCCUCUCUCGGCCAUCAUCACCUCCGAGUUUGCCAACGUCAAGUGGCGCGGCACCAUGAUCGCCGCCGUCUUUGCCAUGCAGGGAAUCGGAAUCCUCACCGGCGGCCUCGUCACCCUCGCCACCCUCGCCGCCCUCCAGAACAGCAUCCGCUCCGACCCGGCCUAUCUCGACCUCGUCUGGCGCAUCAUCCUGGCCUUUGGUGUGAUCCCUGCGAUGGGUGCCGUGUACUUCCGUCUGACCAUCCCCGAGACCCCCCGCUACACCGUCGAUGUCAUUGGCUCUGUCGACCAGGCCGAGCGCGAUGUCGAGAAGGUCAUGGCCCUCAACGCCACCCGCGAUGUGUCGUCCAACUGGGUCGGCGAGGAGGUCGCCAACGGCACCCGUGCCAACGUCAAGAAGGGAGGAUUCUGGGCGCACUUUGGCCAGUGGAAGAACGGCAAGAUCCUGUUUGGCUGUGCCUUCACCUGGUUUGCGCUCGAUGUCGCCUGGUAUGGUCUCUCGCUCAACGCCAGCACGAUCCUGACGCUGAUCAACUGGAACGGCUCCAACUCGCUCCCUCCGUACGACAACUACUGGCAAAAGACCGUCGGCCAGGUCAUCAUUGCAUGCAUGGGCACUGUUCCUGGAUACUGGGUCUGUGUCGCCCUGAUCGACCGCACGGGUCGCUUGACCCUCCAAGGCUUUGGAUUUGCCGUCAUCACGGUGAGCUUGCUCAUUCUCGCCUUAUUCUGGGAGACGAUCGCAACCCGAACCGUUGGGUUCUGUGUUCUCUAUGGACUUGCCAGCUUCUUCUUUCAGUGCGGCCCCAACGCCACCACGUUCAUCCUUCCAGCCGAGCUGUUUCCCACGCCCUUCCGAGCACGAGCAUACGGCAUCGCCGCAGCCAUGGGCAAGCUCGGUGCCAUCAUCGGCGUGCAAAUUUUCAGUCCCAUCUUUGCCAGCAAUCUGGACGUCUGUCUCUAUUGCUUUGCGGGCGUGAUGGCUCUCGGCGGGAUGGCCACGCUGCUCGUUCCAGAAACAAACGGCGUUGCCCUCGAGACCCUCGAGGUUAUCUCUGCCAAGAAGAUACAAAUGGGCCCGGCUCUGGCGGGUGCGCAGCGCGAAACCGUUGAGGAGCUUGCCUCCGAGUUUUUGAUUUCCCGGGAUCUGGAGGCGUCGCCGUCGCAGAUCGACAAUAUAUUUACGGACUGGAGUGUGUAG
This is a messenger RNA of Polychytrium aggregatum, 1758 nucleotides long. RefSeq names its product major facilitator superfamily domain-containing protein. Bases 1 to 1758 code for a protein of 585 amino acids. The record is from RefSeq and is a predicted model, not a curated record. Gene Ontology annotation, biological process: transmembrane transport. The transcript has 2 exons. Gene Ontology annotation, cellular component: membrane. Gene Ontology annotation, molecular function: transmembrane transporter activity. NCBI's taxonomy places the organism in Eukaryota, Fungi, Chytridiomycota, Chytridiomycetes, Polychytriales.